Molecule: messenger RNA, 689 nt
Organism: Vavraia culicis subsp. floridensis
Lineage: Eukaryota; Fungi; Microsporidia; Pleistophoridae
Exons: 1
Source: RefSeq, a predicted model, not a curated record
AGCUGUGCAUGUUGGAAUGGCAGCUCAAACCAGGAUCAAAACAAGGGAACGAAUGAAGCGUAUAUUGCACAACAUAAUAUGUACGAUAACAGUAGUAUAGAAGAGUUGUGUAACAUCUACCUUGGAGAAGCGGAUAUGGAUAAGCAAGAACUAAAUUCUGUGAAUAAGCAACGUGAUUUAACGAGACACACUUCCACAGAAAAUAUACUCAGUUCGAUUGCUAAUGAUAUCCCAGAAAUGGUGCAAAUGUCUGAGUCACAUGUUAUGAGUUACAUUCCACUCCAUUCUAGUGAUGCCGAAAGUUGCACUGGAUAUUCUGAUCGUACCAGCAGCCAUAAUCUUGAAGCUACUAGGUGUUUGAAACGGAGAAGGGAGGAAACAGUACAACCAAUGUUGAUACAGCAGGAAAACUCAGUAGGACCAACUGCUGGUGGUUACACGGUAGUGUCACAAGCAAAAACAGCAACAAGCGUUUACGAGCCACAGAACAAGUAUCGAAGUGGAUCACUGCUACAAAGCCAGAUAUUACAUCCCGAUCAAGUUCAACCACCACAUCUUGAGCCGAUCAAUUCACCAUAUCCAAGUCGCGUUUCAUAUUCACAGUUUGAGACAACCAGUCCAUCACAUCUUGAACCAAUCGAUCUGCCCACUACUGAACAUUCAGCUGAUCCAAAAAAAGAUACAAGAAC